CGGAACGGGCGCUCGGUGGCCAAAGCGCACUAGGCCGACCAGGGAUCGCGGCCGGCGGCGAAAGGGGCCGUGGGGUCCUCGGGUAGAAGUUGUGGAUCAGCCGAUUGAGGCCCCAGUGCCGCGCCCGCGCAGCCUAACCGCGAGCGCUAAGGAGGCGCUGCCGGCUCGCGGAGGCAGCAGCAGGACUGGAAUGUGAAUGUCCCUUCAGACUGUCCUUUCCUGAGCCCAUCGGGACACCUGUCUCCAGCUUCAGAAGCCAGCCGGCAACCUUUUCUCCAGUGUGGGCACUCUCCUCUCUCCAUGCUCCCGUUCGCGUGCUGCCGGCCAGAGGUGACCGGGCCCGGCUCUCUACGUGGCCGCUGUCAGGGGGGCCAUGGGGAGCUCCGCCUCCUCCUUGGCUGCCGAGACCGAGUCAGAGCACGGCUUCCCUGGGGGUCCGCCCUACCCAGGGGCCCCGGCAGCAGCUGGCUGGUGUAGGAGCGGCCCUGGGGGGACUGUCUGGGGAAGUGCCCUGGUCACCAGACAGCAUCCACGCCCCCGGGCCCGAAGCCACACACACUCUCCUGGGUCUAUGGCCACGGUUGGGGAGUGGUCCUGUGCGCGCUGUACCUUCCUGAACCCAGCCGGCCAACGUCAGUGCUCCAUCUGUGAAGCCCCCAGGCACAAACCAGACCUCGACCAGAUCCUGCGGCUCAGUGUAGAGGAGCAGAAAUGGCCCUGCGCACGCUGCACAUUCCGGAACUUCCUGGGCAAGGAAGCUUGUGAGGUGUGUGGCUUCACCCCGGAGCCCAUGCCAGGGGCCUCCCUGCUGCCCAUUAUCAACGGGGUCCUGCCCAAGCCGCCCACUGUGCUUGUGGAGCCAAAGGGCAGCUCCAAGGAGGAGCCAGGCCCAGUGCGGACAGCAGGGCUGGUAACCAUGGAGCCGGCCAGAGAUCACCCCGAGGAGGAAGAAAAGGAACCGGAGGAGGAGGGGGAGGGGGCAGAAGCUGGGAGUGGCUGGGCCUGCCAGCGCUGCACCUUGCACAACACACCUGUGGCCAGCUCCUGCUCAGCCUGCGGGGGACCCCGGAAACUGUCAUUGCCCCGCAUACCCCCAGAGGCCCUGGUGGUGCCCGAGGUUGUGGCUCCUACUGGCUUUCAUGUUGUUCCUGUCCUGUCUCAGCCUGUCCUUCCCAGGGGAGGUGCUGAGGCUGACUCUCCCUCCACCAGCCAAGGUCCCGCGUCCACUGACCAAGAGUCCCCCAGGAUACCACCCUUCAACCCCUUCUCACCCACCCUGCAGAAUAAUCCUGUGCCCCGAAGUCGCCGAGAGGUCCCCCCGCAGCUUCAGCCACCUGUGCCUGAGGCAGCUCAGCCCUCACCCUCCACUAGCUCCAAAGGACCCCAGGGUCCAGGCAGGGCUGCAGGCGGAGCCUCCCGCCUGGCAGAGUUGCUGUCGGGCAAGCGGCUGAGCGUGCUGGAGGAGGAGGCCCCGGCCGGCGCCCCUGCCCGCUGCGAGGCGCACAGCGAUGUCAUCGACCUCUCCGGAGACACGGUGCGCUUCACGCCCGCCAGCCCCUCCAGCCCCGACUUCACCACCUGGAUGUGUGCCAAGUGCACGCUCAGGAACCCCACAGCAGCGCACAGGUGUUCCGCAUGCGGCUGCUCCAAGCUGCACGGCUUCCAGGAAUACAGCGAGCCCCCUGCCCACUGCCCCGACUGUGGCACGGACAAGCCCGGCCCCUGUGCCAGCUGCUGUGGACGGGCCCACAAGGCCGCCCGCCUUUUGACUGAGCGCCUGGGCCAGUGGGCCUGUCCAGCCUGUACCCUGAUAAACACACCUCGGGCCAAGCACUGUGCAGCCUGUCACACACCACAGCUCCUUGUGACCCAGCGCCGGGGAGCCACAGCCCUGAGGCGCAGGGAGAGUAUGCACGUGGAAAAGCGGCGGCAGACAGAUGAGGGCGAGGCCAAGGCGCUGUGGGAGAACAUCGUGGCCUUCUGCCGGGAGAAUAGUGUGAACUUUGUGGAUGACAGCUUCCCUCCCGGGCCUGCGUCUGUUGGCUUCCCAGCGGGUGACAGUGUCCAGCAGCGAGUAAAGCAGUGGCUGCGCCCCCACGAGAUCAACUGCUCUGUCUUCAGGGACCAUGGUACCCAGUGGUCAGUCUUCCACACCCUGCGGCCCUCUGACAUCCUCCAGGGGCUGCUGGGGAACUGCUGGUUCCUGAGUGCAUUGGCAGUGCUGGCUGAGCGCCCUGACCUGGUGGAGCGGGUGAUGGUCACUCGCAGCCUGUGUGCAGAGGGUGCCUACCAGGUGCGACUGUGCAAGGAUGGCACAUGGACUACAGUGCUGGUGGACGACAUGCUACCCUGUGACGAGGCUGGCUUCCUGCUCUUCUCGCAGGCACAGCGGAAGCAGCUGUGGGUGGCCCUCAUCGAGAAGGCGCUGGCCAAGCUGCAUGGCUCCUACUUUGCCCUCCAGGCUGGGCGUGCCAUCGAAGGCCUGGCCACACUCACCGGUGCUCCCUGCGAGAGCCUGGCGCUGCAGGUCAGCUCCACUAACCCCCGCGAGGAGCCCGUUGACACUGACCUCAUCUGGGCCAAAAUGCUGAGUUCUAAGGAGGCUGGGUUCCUCAUGGGCGCCUCCUGCGGAGGAGGCAACAUGAAGGUGGAUGACGCUACCUACGAGAGCCUGGGCUUGCGACCUCGCCAUGCCUACUCAAUCUUGGACGUUCGGGAUGUCCAGAGCUCCAGGCUUCUGCGGCUUAGGAACCCGUGGGGCCGUUUCUCCUGGAAUGGAAGCUGGUCGGAUGAGUGGCCACACUGGCCAGGGCAUCUGCGGGCUGAGCUCAUGCCACACGGCAGCAGUGAGGGUGUCUUCUGGAUGGAGUACAGUGACUUUAUCAGGUACUUUGACUCUGUGGACAUCUGCAAGGUGCACUCAGACUGGCAGGAGGCAAGGGUUCAAGGCUGCUUCCCAAGCACAGCCAGUGGGCCAGUGGGCGUGACAGCGCUCACAGUGCUAGAGCGUGCUUCUCUGGAGUUUGCCCUCUUCCAGGAGGGGAGCAGGCGCUCAGACAUGGUGGACAGCCACCUGCUGGACCUGUGCAUACUAGUAUUCCGAGCCACCUUUGGCAGUGGUGGCCGCCUGAGCCUGGGCCGCCUCUUGGCCCAUAGCAAACGUGCUGUCAAGAAGUUUGUGAACUGUGAUGUCAUGCUGGAGCCUGGCGAGUAUGCUGUGGUGUGCUGUGCCUUCAAUCACUGGAGCCCUGCUCCACCAGGACCCCCCACCACAGCGCAGGGUAAGGGCCCCAGCCAGACGAGGCCCACACCUGCCUCCCCACCCUCAGAGCCUAAAAGCCCACCCACGGGAAGGCUGCCGGCUCCCUCAUCCACACCCCCCACAGCCUCCAGCCCCUUGGCAGGGGUCCCUCGCAGUGCCCCCGAGCCACCUGGCCACGUGCUCGCAGUGUACAGCUCCAGGCUGGUCAUGGUGGAGCCAGUGGAGGCACAGCCGACCACGCUGGCUGAUGCCAUCAUCCUGCUCACUGAGAGCCGGGGCGAGCGCCAUGAGGGCCGUGAGGGCAUGACCUGCUACUACCUGACCCACGGUUGGGCGGGGCUUAUCGUGGUGGUGGAGAACCGGCACCCCAAGUCCUACCUGCACGUUCAGUGUGACUGCACCGACAGUUUCAAUGUGGUGUCCACCCGUGGCAGCCUGCGCACCCAGGACAGUGUGCCACCACUGCACAGGCAGGUUCUAGUGAUCCUAUCCCAGCUGGAGGGCAAUGCUGGAUUCUCUAUCACCCACCGCCUGGCACACCGCAAGGCAGCUCAGGCCUUCCUAAGUGACUGGACAGCCUCCAGAGGCACCCACAGUCCUCCACUGACACCUGAAGUGGCCGGCCUGCAUGGGCCCCGGCCACUGUGACUGCUGUGCCCUGGGGCAGGGGCUGUGUGCGGACCCACCUGCCUGCCCCCCCCACAUGCACUUUAUGAGGGAGACCCCAAUGGAGGAUGCUUGAACCAGAAUCUCAGGACCCUGCCCAGGGAGCCGCCAGCCACAGAGUGUAGCCUCCCCUGGGCCUCCCUCCCUAUUCCUGCUCCACUCCAAGCACCUUUUCACUCCCCCACCAGACCUCUCAGCCGCCAUGCAGAAUACCUCGAGCGGGUGGGUGUAUUCCAGCCCCUCCAUCCUGAGCCCUGGGGAUGGCUUCAGGUAGCCAAGCCCAGCUGGGGCUGCCCUUCCCUGUGAGCAAGAAGUUCCCUGCCACAGAGAGGCAGCCACAAUCAUUUCUUUCACAGAACCAAACCUGGGGGUCAGAGGUCAAGACCCUGCCAGGAGAGCCAGGGCCACCCUUUGCAACUCCGGUCAGCAGCUUCUCCUUUUGGUUUGUCCCAAGCCCCAGUGACCAGGACAGUGGCCUGGCACAUGAGCAGUGCAUUACAAGAAGAGAAGCAGGUGCCUGAUGGCCACAGGCCAGGGCUUGGGGACAGAGGGCUUUGUCCAGCUGCCCCUCCUGCAACACUAUGCAAUUCCUGGAGCACCUGCCAGGAUCGAAGCCAUGAUGGGGUGACAGGUUGGGAGCCAGGCCCAGCCCUGCUGUCUGGAGAAGCUCUUUGUCUGCAGCACCCCUGACCACAGUCAGCCCUGUCCUAUGACCUUGGCCCAUCCACAAAGAGGGACCCCCAACCCCAUCACAGGCACAUGCAGGUAUGGUGGCUCCCUCCUCCUCGACCAGGGAGCUGAGCUGCCCACCUACCUAGUGUCCUGCCAGCUGCUUCUCCAGACCAGUCUUCAUCUGCCACAUGAUGUCUGAGUCGUUUCUUGGGUCCUGCAUCCCCUAGGUAGCAGGCAACCCUCAUGCCCACUGUCCUCACCUCCGUGGGGCUCAUGAAGGUUUUUAUACCUAUGGAAACAUUCCCCUCCCGGCUCCCCAGGUCUCCUUUUACUCCGAGCUGUGAAUAUUUUUAACCCUGUAAAUAGGACCAGCUCUUCAGACACAGAGACUAUUUUAUCAGCUGUCAGCCCCUUCCCUGUCCCGGUAACUCCACAGGCGGUUUCCACUCAGGCUCCAAGGACCAAAUAAAAAGCAUUUUGUUUUGUAA
This is a messenger RNA of Jaculus jaculus (lesser Egyptian jerboa), 5088 nucleotides long. RefSeq names its product calpain 15 (gene Capn15). Lineage: Eukaryota; Metazoa; Chordata; Mammalia; Rodentia; Dipodidae. The record is from RefSeq and is a predicted model, not a curated record. Gene Ontology annotation, molecular function: calcium-dependent cysteine-type endopeptidase activity. Bases 374 to 3910 code for a protein of 1178 amino acids. Gene Ontology annotation, cellular component: cytoplasm. Gene Ontology annotation, biological process: proteolysis. The transcript is spliced from 13 exons.